CCGCCAGUCGGGUGCUUGAGGUAGCCACUAGCCAGCACGUCGCUGUCAAAUAUCCCUGCAAGAUCAGGUGCUCGAGUCGGCGCUUCAUUCACUCUUUGCUUCACCUUUCCUUACACACACACCACAAUCUUCUGGUCAUGGUCAAAUAUAAAAACAGACACUGAUUUGCUAGUGUCAGCCAGUGUAUCAUCAUGCAGUUAGUCACACAGAACCAAGGAGGCAAAACCCAUCCCACCUGUCAAUUUGGGUUGGGAACAGGAAGUGGCUGAGGAGAUAAUGGUCGAGGAUUAGCUGCAGCUGUAUUCUAUGCUGUGUGUUCAUCCUCAAUGGCCUUCUUGAAUAAGGCUGUCAUGAACUCAUAUGAAUUUCCAUUCCCAUUCUUCAUAAUGGCAUGUCAGAUGCUGGUAACUGUGCUAUUUUUGGAGAUGCUGGGUAGCUUGGGGAAGCUCAGCUUGCCAUCCUACACGUGGAAAUCAGCACGCAGUUUUCUUGCACCAUCUAUGGGCUAUGCCUUUCAUGCUACCCUUUCCCUCAUGGCUCUUCAAGGAAUGAAUAUCCCCAUGUAUGGUGCUGUGAAGCGGUGUACUCCACUUGUCAACUUGAUCUUGGCUGUGGUCAUCUUGCGGCGUCCUUUCCCAUCAUUCACACUCAUUGUGUCUGUCCUGACCAUUACCAUAGGCUGCUUUGUUGCAGUUUUGGGUGACUUAACUUUUGAUGGUUUUGCCUAUACCAUGGGUGGCCUGAGUGUGUUGGCUCAGGGACUAUACCUGACACUAGUUCAACAGUGUGCAGAGAGUCAGCGUUCCACCUGGGAAAUUUUGCAGCUCAACAGUUAUAACACCCUUGCACCAUUCAUAAUCAUGUCUGUACUUGUUAGAGAACCUGAAAAUAUUGUCAAGAGCAAGUACAUUUCAGAUAUUGGCUUUCAUGUUGUCUUUUGGGUGCUGGUGUCCAUGGGCUCAGUAUUGAACUACUCCCUUUUCCUGUGCACAGCUCUUAACUCUGCCCUCACCACGUCUCUUGUAGCAGUGGCCAAGUCUGUCAUACAGACACUUGUUGGCCUCUUUGUGUUUGGAGGCAUUAAAUUUCAUCCUCUUAAUACUGCUGGCAUUGUUAUGAACACUCUUGGUGGAUUUAUGUAUACCUACACGAAAUAUCAAGAGAAGAGAGAAGACAAAAGACAAAAGACUGAAGAUGAAAAUUUCAAUGAAGUCAGAGUUGGGUUCCAUCCUCUCAGUCUACAAGGCACACCAGAUAAGAGUGGAGAACAUAGUCUUAAUGAUAUUAAAGUUAGUUAAUGUAUUAUGUGCUGUUUUCUUUUGCUGUCUUACGCACAUAAAUCAAAUAUGCUAAACAUGUUGCCUUCUUGCAUCAAUACUUAGAAGGAGAGAUGCUUAAUGAUAAUGUUAUCUAGAUGUUUAGAACUACUCAGAGCCAGUUUUUAGAUUAAUAUUUAUUUAUUUAUAUGCAGUUUUGUAAAUCCAUUUUUUAAUGUGUGAUUGAUACUGAAUAUUGAUCUAAUAAUCUUGUAUAAUUUAUAAUUCAUGGUUAAUGAGUGUCUUUUCAGUGAUCCAUUGAUCAAUGGAAAAUAAAAUUUAUAGACAUACAUGGGAUACUUGUUACAUUUAUAUAGUAUGUGUAUAGACAACAUAAAUUCUACUCAAAAUUAAUUAAAUGUGAAAUAAUGCAAAGGUUUCUUAAUUGAGGUGGUACAGUGAUCAGUCAAUUUUCUCACAAGGACAUUUAUCUACAUUUGUCCUAAAGAGGAUAUCUGAGUAUGAUUCUUUAUUAGUAUUUUUGAAGUUCAUAAUUUUUUUCUUUUACUCAUAACAUAGUAAUUAAUGUGAAGUAUUAAGUAGAGAAGUUUACUUUGGGGAAAAAAAAGACUGCUGCAAAAUUGAAAUCUCUCACUUUGUUGCAUCAUCACUGUCUUGCACACCAUUCUGUGAUAUGUUGUUGAGAUACUCAUAUUCUUAGUGUUAACCUUUAGCUCUGUCAUAAAAUGUAAACACUGGCCCAUACAUACAUUUUAUGGUUAUGUGAAAAUACACUCCUUAUUGAAGAAAA
Molecule: messenger RNA, 2067 nt
Organism: Scylla paramamosain (green mud crab)
Lineage: Eukaryota; Metazoa; Arthropoda; Malacostraca; Decapoda; Portunidae
Exons: 9
Coding region: 327-1298 (323 amino acids)
Cellular component (GO): Golgi apparatus
Molecular function (GO): antiporter activity
Source: RefSeq, a predicted model, not a curated record